AUGCCCUGUUUCCCCCAUCCGACAAAGUUGGUGCUCACACUUCACAGCGCAUCGCUUCUUCCUGGUCCAGCCAUGCGCAACGUCCAUGCAGUAGUCACCAGCGGCGACAAGACCUUCCAAAGCAACUCCUUUCAUCCCAAAACCACGAGCCCCAUCUGGGAACAAGCUGCAUUUGCGUUCAACGUCCGUGCAAAGACACACUUGUGCAUUCAUGUCCGAGUUGUGGGCACCAAGAAUCUUCGCAAGCGUGGCCUAGGCCACUUUUAUCUCAAUUUCUCGAACCGUCGCCUUUCAAAACAAGGCACACUCGCCCUCACGUGCCCGCUCGUCGGCGGCUGCGGUGGUAUCGUGAAUAUGUCGAUCCAGAUAUUGUACGAAGCCCAUCCAAUACGUGACUGGGCAAUACGCGAAGUAACGAAAGACAUUUCAACGAGGCGACCCUGCCACUCGCUACUACAAUGCGUGGCAAAGGGGUCGAUUCGGGAAGAUAUAUUCAAGAACGCCUGUGGAGCUUGCUUCUUGGCCCUUGUCUUGGCGCACAACGAGCGUGAUGACUCGUUCACGGCCAAAGAACUCGUACGACCAGCUUCCCCUUGCGAUCCAUCCCCAAUGUCCACCCUUGCCUCCGAUAGCACAGAAGACGAUAACCCCCAUCAGCGUCCAUCACCAAGAUCUACCGGUAGCAGUUCGAGCCCCCUCAUAGACGACAGUAGCGACUCUCCGUCAUGCCCGACGAUUCAAGCGUGGAUGCAAGCCGUGUAUCCACAAGUGAACUCUGCCUCGAGCGACCAAUACAACAACCUCGUCACAUCAUUUUCGAUGUGUUAUCAACUCGUGCGGCAGCAGCUGCCUGUGCUUGUCGUCGUGCUACAAGUGUGCCUCCUUGUGAAUUUAGUCCAAUUCAAUCGUAUCUGUCAAUGAACUAAUCGUCUACCGG
Aphanomyces astaci is the source of this 937-nucleotide messenger RNA. RefSeq lists its product as hypothetical. The record is from RefSeq and is a predicted model, not a curated record. Bases 1 to 921 code for a protein of 306 amino acids. Lineage: Eukaryota; Oomycota; Saprolegniomycetes; Saprolegniales; Verrucalvaceae. The transcript has a single exon.